Exophiala oligosperma is the source of this 795-nucleotide messenger RNA. RefSeq lists its product as uncharacterized. The transcript is spliced from 3 exons. The record is from RefSeq and is a predicted model, not a curated record. Bases 1 to 795 code for a protein of 264 amino acids. NCBI's taxonomy places the organism in Eukaryota, Fungi, Ascomycota, Eurotiomycetes, Chaetothyriales, Herpotrichiellaceae.
AUGGCAGCGGCAAGCCUCAUGACAGACUUUCAGUUGUACUACCACCCAUACUCUAUCUGCUCAUUAAUGGCCUUGUACACAAUGUCAUUCUACGGACAGCCGAAGAACGGCGAUUCUGAGAUGAACGUGGCUAUGCAGGUCAUUGAUAUUUACCACGAAGAACAGCUUGCUGAACAUUUUCUUUGUAACGUCAACAAGUUAGGCCAGGUUCCUGUGCUGCUGACUCCGGCUGGCCAGGAAGGUCCGAUUACAGACAGCCUGGAAAUGACCUUGUAUAUGGCUUCGAGAUACCCAAGCCUCAUUCCUAGCCAGUACAAAGAGGAGAUUGAAAACUUUCUUACCGACCUCCACGCACUCAACUACUUCUCCUUGUCGUUUCCUGGUCGCCCGCAGAUCGCGCAGAAACUUGUGGAAGCAGUACAGAGGCGUCUUGAUGACCCCUCCAUCUCGGACCGGCAUCGAACAGCCAUGGAAUUCAAGAAAACAUUAUUCGAGAAUGACAAGGUCAAGGGAUUGAUGCCCUCGGAGAUAGCUAAGAACGAAACGAAGGUACGUGAGCUGCUUGAAGCACUACAUGACCGAGUCGCAGACCCGCAGAGACGGAUAUUUGGAGAGAAUCCCACUGCUCUAGAUGCUCGCCUAGUCCCAUUCAUUGCGCGUAUGACAGAAAUCGGCCGAGAGAAACUCAUCCCAGAAAAACUGCAGCAGUAUUGCAAAUGGGCCAUGAAUGGUGACGACUGGAUGAAGAUGAUGAACGGAAGGAAGGGAACCAUGAUUCCAGUAAGCGAGAUGUAA